GGUGCAGUGUGUGAGUUACCAUUGCAGUGGAGAAUAAUUCAUAGUUAGAGUGUAGAGAGAUACCCCUCAACCCCACACGGGAUGUUUAAUAUUGCCAUAUGCCAAGUGAGAAUAUAAAUUAUAUUUUCCUUUUACUGACAAGUAAAAAGGCGUAGGCUACAUGACUAGAUGGAAUCCGAAUAUUCUCCGCAAAGACGAUAGCUACAGCCCCUCCUCUCGCCCGCUUGUGCACAACGGACGCCAAGGUAACACAAUGUACACAGAUACAGGAACGAGAACAAUUCAUACUUUUAUAAACCAAGCUGAGGAUCGAAGACCCGCGAAUUAAAGAUGCCCCCAGAAGGAGGGAAGUCAGAUAUGGAGAGGAUUGGAGUCUUCAAGGAAAUGCGAUACAUCUCCAUUGGAGACAAAUACACCCCUUUUAUUCAGCGUCCCUGCAAUGAGUCUGCUCAGAAGGGUAAACAAAUACUGACUGGUGGGGCCACCAAGAAGAAGUCAGGGUUACAAGUGGGCUACUUUGACACUCACUUCAAGCGGGUCUUUGAAAAAGAAGCCCUCACAGACCCUGUGAGGCUCGCCCGGCAAUACAGGAGUCAGCAGUCCAAGAAGAACGUAGGCAGCGCCUUCCUCCCCAGCAAUGGAGAGAAGAAACCGUCAGGGGUUGGCAGCUAUUACGGAACUCUGAGUGGUCCCAUCCAGGCCAUGAGUCCUAUGAAGGUCCCCAGGAAGCUGUGCAAACCAUCAGGCAAGAACAUCCUCACCAACCCACCCAAGAGGGGAAGUGGAUACAGCUAUCCAAAUGUCACCCUGUCCAAAGUUGUCCCUUACUCCUCGGACCCCUAUGACAGAGCAAAUGAGAUGUUGAAGAAAGAGACAGUAAGCCAUAAAGCUAUGCUGAAAGGUGGUGCUUUCCACUUGAACCUCCACCCAAAGGAAUGUUUCGACAACAACCCAUACAAACUGGACAAGCCUCUGCCACCUCUGAAGAGAUUGGAGGAGAAGAAGAGAUUUGUGGUUCCCUUCAAACCCAGCUCACCAAACAAAACAAUUGGCGGCAUGAAAGCAGGUACGUUUGAUAUUUACCCCACUCACUCUGCUGACCUCUACAUCACCCGGAGAUCCAAAUCUGUGACCGUGAAUAAGGAAGGAAAGGUAUUUCACCCAUCUCCCGGACCAAAGAGCACCCCGGUGAAGAGCAUCAUCAGUGUUAAUGUGAACAGGUCUGUGCAUGUCCCGGUCCACUGGUCUCAAGCCGUGGGGUAAACGGUGAUGACAUCGUGUCCCUCUGGAGGUAUCGUCCGGGCGCGGGCAUGGGUCUCGCAGUACAGCUGCCCCUCCACAAAGAAGUAGCCCCUCUGCUUCAGGUUGACUUUGCAGUCGGAGCACACAAAACAUCCAGGGUGGCGGAACUUUUCUCUGGCCUUCACCACUGUGCCUCUGCAGGGGACAAGAGAGAGUUGACUGUCUUACUGUGGGAGCAGGGGACAAGAGAGAGUUGACUGUCUUACUUUGGGAGCAGGGGACAAGAGAGAGUUGACUGUCUUACUGUGGGAGCAGGGGACAAGAGAGCAUUUACUGUCUUACUGUGGGAGCAGGGGACAAGAGAGAGUUGACUGUCUUACUGUGGGACCAGGGGACAAGAGAGAGUUGACUCUUACUGUGGGAGCAGGGGACAAGAGAGAGUUGACUGUCUUACUAUGGGAGCAGGGGACAAGAGAAUUGACUGUCUUACUGUGGGAGCAGGGGACAAGAGAGUUGACUGUCUUACUGUGGGAGCAGGGACAAGAGAGAGUUGACUGUCUUACUGUGGGACCAGGGGACAAGAGAAUUGACUGUCUUACUGUGGGAGCAGGGGACAAGAGAGUUGACUGUCUUACUGUGGGAGCAGGGGACAAGAGAGUUGACUGUCUUACUGUGGGAGCAGGGACAAGAGAGAGUUGACUGUCUUACUGUGGGACCAGGGGACAAAGAGAGUUGACUGUCUUACUGUGGGAGCAGGGACAAGAGAGAGUUGACUGUCUUACUGUGGGACCAGGGGACAAGAGAGUUGACUGUCUUACUGUGGGAGCAGGGGACAAGAGAAUUGACUGUCUUACUGUGGCACCAGGGGACAAGAGAGAGUUGACUGUCUUACUGUGGGAGCAGGGGACAAGAGAGAGUUGACUGUCUUACUGUGGGAGCAGGGGACAAGAGAUAGAAGACUGUCUUACUUUAGGAGCAGAAGAAGCAGGGGACAAGAGAGAGUUGACUGUCUUACUGUGGGACCAGGGGACAAGAGAGAGUUGACUCUUACUGUGGGAGCAGGGGACAAGAGAGAGUUGACUGUCUUACUAUGGGAGCAGGGGACAAGAGAAUUGACUGUCUUACUGUGGGAGCAGGGGACAAGAGAGUUGACUGUCUUACUGUGGGAGCAGGGACAAGAGAGAGUUGACUGUCUUACUGUGGGACCAGGGGACAAGAGAAUUGACUGUCUUACUGUGGGAGCAGGGGACAAGAGAGUUGACUGUCUUACUGUGGGAGCAGGGGACAAGAGAGUUGACUGUCUUACUGUGGGAGCAGGGACAAGAGAGAGUUGACUGUCUUACUGUGGGACCAGGGGACAAGAGAGAGUUGACUGUCUUACUGUGGGAGCAGGGACAAGAGAGAGUUGACUGUCUUACUGUGGGACCAGGGGACAAGAGAGUUGACUGUCUUACUGUGGGAGCAGGGGACAAGAGAAUUGACUGUCUUACUGUGGCACCAGGGGACAAGAGAGAGUUGACUGUCUUACUGUGGGAGCAGGGGACAAGAGAGAGUUGACUGUCUUACUGUGGGAGCAGGGGACAAGAGAUAGAAGACUGUCUUACUUUAGGAGCAGAAGAAGCAGGGGACAAGAGAGAGUUGACUGUCUUACUUUGGGAGCAGGGGAUAAAAGAUAGAAGACUGUCUUACUUUAGGAGCAGAAGAGCAGGGAAAAAGAGAGUUGACUGUCUUACUUUGGGAGCAGGGGAUAAGAGAUAGAAGACUGUCUUACUUUAGGAGCAGAAGAGCAGGGAACAAGAGAGUGUUGACUGUCUUACUGUAGGAGCAGGGGACAAGAGAGUGUUGACUGUCUUACUGUGGGACCAGGGGACAAGAGAAUUGACUGUCUUACUGUGGGAACAGGGGACAAGAGAAUUGACUGUCUUAAUGUGGGACCAGGGGACAAGAGAAUUGACUGUCUUACUGUGGGAACAGGGGACAAAAUAAUUGACUGUCUUAAUGUGGGAGCAGGGGACAAGAUGAUUGACUGUCUUACUGUGGGAGCAGGGACAAGAGAUAGUUGACUGUCUUACUGUGGGACCAGGGGACAAGAGAAUUGACUGUCUUACUGUGGGAACAGGGGACAAGAGAAUUGACUGUCUUAAUGUGGGAGCAGGGGACAAGAUGAUUGACUGUCUUACUGUGGGAGCAGGGACAAGAGAGAGUUGACUGUCUUACUGUGGGACCAGGGGACAAGAGAAUUGACUGUCUUACUGUGGGACCAGGGGACAAGAGAAUUGACUGUCUUACUGUGGGAACAGGGGACAAAAUAAUUGACUGUCUUAAUGUGGGAGCAGGGGACAAGAUGAUUGACUGUCUUACUGUGGGAGCAGGGACAAGAGAUAGUUGACUGUCUUACUGUGGGACCAGGGGACAAGAGAAUUGACUGUCUUACUGUGGGAACAGGGGACAAGAGAGAAUUGACUGUCUUAAUGUGGGAGCAGGGGACAAGAUGAUUGACUGUCUUACUGUGGGAGCAGGGACAAGAGAGAGUUGACUGUCUUACUGUGGGAGCAGGGGACAAGAUAAUUGACUGUCUUACUGUGGGACCAGGGGACAAGAGAAUUGACUGUCUUACUGUGGGACCAGGGACAAGAGAGAGUUGACUGUCUUACUGUGGGACCAGGGGACAAGAGAAUUGACUGUCUUACUGUGGGACCAGUGACAAGAGAAAUUUGACUGUCUUACUGUAGGACCAGGGGACAAGAGAUAGAAGACUGUCUUACUUCAGGAGCAGAAGAGCAGGGGACAAGAGAGAGUUGACUGUCUUACUGUGGGACCAGGGGACAAGAGAAUUGACUGUCUUACUGUGGGACCAGGAACAAGAGAGAGUUGACUGUCUUACUGUGGGACCAGGGGACAAGAGAGAGUUGACUGUCUUACUGUAGGACCAGGGGACAAGAGAGAGUUGACUGUCUUACUGUAGGACCAGGGGACAAGAGAUAGAAGACUGUCUUACUUCAGGAGCAGAAGAGCAGGGGACAAGAGAGAGUUGACUGUCUUACUGUGGGACCAGGGGACAAGAGAGAGUUGACUGUCUUACUGUGGGACCAGGGGACAAGAGAGUUGACUGUCUUACUUUGCCUAAUCUUGUCUACCAGACACUUCCUCCCAAUGCUCUGAAUUAUUGUUAUUAUGCGCUGUGUGCAAUUAGCCUAGGCAGGAGGUUAUACUUUGCCAUCCAGAUAUAUUUAUGGAUCCAAAACCACCAUAGCUCUAACCAUACCCCACUUAGACCUUGGUCUUAUGCAACAGCAGAUGUGCCCCACCACAUCAAAAGUAUCAGAGGCAGGUAUAUUCCCUAACUCGAUCCUUUCAUGUACUUCUUACUUUCAUCCCCCAAAACCAAAAGAUGAGAGAGGACAGAUCUUGUGUUUCCUCACCGCAAAAACAUUCCUGCCAUGGUUUCUCAUUACCUCCUUGUUCACAUGUGUAUAAUGUAGCGGAGGUCCUUUGUGGUUUAUUAUUACAUUAUUUUUGGUUUAGUCAUUAUCCGGAAUAUGAAGAGGGUAGGAUAAGACAGGUCAUUGGGCGAGGGUAGGAUCAGAUGGGUCAUUGGGCGAGGGCAGGAUCAGACGGGUCAUUGGGCGAGGGUAGGAUCAGACAGGUCAUUGGGCGAGGGUAGGAUCAGACAGGUCAUUGGGCGAGGGUAGGAUCAGACAGGUCAUUGGGCGAGGGUAGGAUCAGACGGGUUAUUGGGCGAGGGUAGGAUCAGACGGGUCAUUGGGCGAGGGUAGGAUCAGACAGGUCAUUGGGCGAGGGCAGGAUCAGACGGUUCAUUGGGAGAGGGCAGGUUCAUUGGGAGAGGGCAGGAUCAGACGGUUCAUUGGGAGAGGGCAGGAUCAGACGGGUCAUUGGGAGAGGGCAGGAUCAGAUGAGUCAUUGGGAGAGGGCAGCACCAUGGCACUCCAGUGCCUUAUUUCCUGUCAGCCUGGGUAGUGGGUACUCACACUAUGCCGUUUCCACACUUGUCACAGAGGGGUAGUUUCUGUAGCGAUCCCGCAGGUGUAGGAGGCUUUGUCACUGGAGCUCUUACACUUCUAGUAAUCAACGGCUUUGCUCCUAUUAAUGCACAAAACAUUGGUUUACUGCUGUGUUAAGGUGUCAAUCCCUGCUACGUGUAAUCCGUUUCUACCCAACCCUGCUCAUUCUACCUUUUAUCAAUAAAUAAUUACUUAAA
Molecule: messenger RNA, 5461 nt
Organism: Salvelinus fontinalis (brook trout)
Lineage: Eukaryota; Metazoa; Chordata; Actinopteri; Salmoniformes; Salmonidae
Gene: cfap96
Product: cilia and flagella associated protein 96
Exons: 8
Coding region: 331-1263 (310 amino acids)
Cellular component (GO): centrosome
Source: RefSeq, a predicted model, not a curated record